Thamnophis sirtalis is the source of this 1425-nucleotide messenger RNA. The record is from RefSeq and is a predicted model, not a curated record. NCBI's taxonomy places the organism in Eukaryota, Metazoa, Chordata, Lepidosauria, Squamata, Natricidae.
AUGCUUUUCCACAGCUUAGCCGGCUCCGAGAUGCAGGGCGUCAUCGACGAGAUGGACCGGCGGAGCAAAGGAGACGCGCCCGCCAUCACUUCGGUCAUCGACCGUGGUGAAACCGAAACGCACGCUAUGCCGUCGGUCAGCAGCGAACGGGCCGCCCUGUGCGCCGGCUGCGGGGGAAAGAUUUCGGACCGCUACUACCUCCUGGCGGUGGACAAGCAGUGGCACAUGCGUUGUCUGAAGUGUUGCGAGUGUAAACUGAACCUGGAAUCGGAGCUCACCUGCUUCAGCAAAGACGGCAGCAUCUACUGCAAGGAAGACUACUACAGGAGGUUCUCGGUGCAGCGCUGCGCUCGCUGCCACUUGGGCAUCUCCGCCUCGGAGAUGGUGAUGCGCGCCCGGGACUCGGUUUACCACCUGAACUGCUUCACCUGCUCCACCUGCGCCAAGAUGCUCACCACCGGCGACCACUUCGGCAUGAAGGACGGGCUGGUUUACUGCCGCCUGCACUUCGAGGCGCUGCUGCGGGAUGAGUACCAGCUGCACUUCAACCAUGCCGAGGGGGUGGCCGGCAAGGGCCCCGCGCUGGGGGCCGCCGCCCCGCUGGGCCUGCCCUAUUACAACGGCGUGGGCACCGUGCAGAAGGGGCGGCCCAGGAAACGGAAGAGCCCGGGACCCGGCGCCGAGCUGGCUGCCUACAACGCAGAGACGGGCUGGGCCGGGGCCGGGGGCGCUGGGGUGCAGAUCCCGGGCUUCAGGAACGUCUGGUUUCAGAACGCCCGGGCCAAAUUCCGACGGAACCUCUUACGCCAAGAGAACACGGGAGUGGACAAGGCAUCCGAUCCGGCCCUCCAGGCCGGCACCCCCUCCGGACCCGCUUCGGAGAUCUCCAACACUUCCCUGAGCCCCUCCAGGACGCCCACCACCCUCACAGACUUGACGAAUCCUAGCAUGCCUUCCGUGACGUCAGUCCUGAGCUCCGUGUCUGGCGGCUUGGACGUCCACGAAUCCCGCAGCCCUUCACAGACGACGCUGACCAAUCUUUUCUGAUGACCACUCGAUUCCCGGGGUGGCCGGGUGGGUGGCCGGGUGGGCGUUGUCUCCUUCUGAAGGAAAGGAAUUAUCCUUUCGUCCAAUUCCAAAUGGAUUUUUAUUUUUAUUUUUUAAAAACACACACAGACACACGCAAACUCGGGACGUUCCCACCACUGGGUUGGAGAUCCGCCGUGUCAAAUCCAGCCGGGGUCUGAAAGCCACCGUGGAUAUUGGAGGAGUGUGACUUGGAAUGACAGCUGCCCACACAACAUUUGUGUGUCGAUGUACAGUUUUAUGGACCGGGCCAGGGAAAUGGCAAUUAAUUUAAGUUGGCUGAAGCUUGUGUGAUUUUUUCAAAGACUGCCACGUGCCUUAUUUACUCUCCAUUCCUUU